Vanessa atalanta (red admiral) is the source of this 2321-nucleotide messenger RNA. RefSeq lists its product as uncharacterized. The record is from RefSeq and is a predicted model, not a curated record. Lineage: Eukaryota; Metazoa; Arthropoda; Insecta; Lepidoptera; Nymphalidae. Bases 1 to 2247 code for a protein of 748 amino acids. Gene Ontology annotation, molecular function: zinc ion binding; nucleic acid binding. The transcript is spliced from 3 exons.
AUGGAAAGUCGGCAAUCCAAGCGUUCACUACAUAAACGCCGCAAGAGAAGGCGAGAAGUUGAGUGUACUAGCACGUCAUCGAGUUCGAGUGAUCCAGUUAUAGAACGACACCAUCGUUCUGGACAGAGACAUACUAAAGACGAAUCUCGUAAUGCUGGCCGGAGUCGUGGCCGGAGUCGUGACCGGAGUCGUGGCCGCAGUCGUGGCCGCAGUCGUGGCCGCAGUCGUGGCCGCAGCCGAGACCGCAGCCGUGGCCGCAGCCGAGACCGCAGCCGUGGUCGCAGUCCUGGUCAUAGACGUGACCGCAGUCACCGCCACAGUCGCAGUCGCAGCCAAGGAACCAGUCGUGGGCGCAAGCAGGGCAGCAGCCACACGCCGCAUCGAAAUGAUGUUCAAGGUACAGAUUCUACCAAUGUUAUUUCACGCGAUAGUAAUAACAGUACGCAAUCAGAUUUAGAUAAAUUUAUUAAUACCUUAUCAUCGGCUAUAACCGGAACUAAUAAUACAGAUAAGUUCCAAAAUACGGUAAAUACAAUACCAGAAUUUGAUCCAUCAUUAAAAAACCAAACGAUGUCUAUGUGGUUAAAUAAAAUAAAUGAGUGUGCUUCCAUUUUUGGUUGGUCCGAAAGACAAACUAUUCAUUUCGCUUUAUCUAGACUUAGUGGUUUAGCAAAGAUGUGGUACGAAAGUCUACCCUCACUUCUUUAUUCUUGGUCCGAUUGGCAAAAUAAGUUGUUAGAUGCAUUUCCUUGCCAUGAAAACUAUGGUCAACUUUUAAAUGAUAUGCUUUUAAGGAGGGCAAGAUUCGGCGAUUCAUUAGAGGAAUAUUUUUACGAAAAAAGUGUUCUUUUAAAUCGAUAUGGUAUUAGUGGUAGAAAAGCUGUUGACUGUAUUAUUUUUGGUAUCGAUGAUCGAACAAUUAGAAUGGGUGCAGAAGCUGCACAAUAUGAAGAUCCCAAUAAGUUAUUAACGUUUUUGAAAAGUGUUAAGGUUACAAAAAGAGUAGAUAAAACAAUUGUUAAUAAUUCUAAUCAAAGUACCCAAAAUUUUAAUAAUAUUAAGCGAACAUUCCCUGAAAGACGAUCUAACGUACAUUGUUACAACUGUGGUCAAACUGGCCAUUAUAGCUCCAAAUGUCUUCAACCUAUUAAACGUUGCAUUAAAUGUCGUCUCAUUGGUCAUUUAGCUAGUGAAUGCACGAAAGAAAACAUAUCUAGUGGAAAUAAUCAAAACUCUAAUUCUGUUAAUACAGGAAAUAAUAGCGAUAAAACUGUUAUGAAUAUAAAUAGUUCGAAUGAUGAUGAAAAAUACUACAAGAAAGCUUUCGUUAAUGGUGUUAUGGUAGAGUCGUUUGUUGAUUUAGGUAGUAGAAAAACAUUAUUACGCGAGACCGAAGCCCGAAAAAUAUUGAGUACGUGGAAUAAAAGUAAUACUAACACUUUAGUAGGGUUCGGUAAUUCGACCGUCACACCAAUAGGUAGUAGUGAUGCGCAAGUCAUUGUUGACGGUGUUUCUGGUAUAACAGAGAUUCUUAUUGUACCUGAUAUAUUUUUGCCAAAAUAUCCAAUGUUAAUUGGUCAUUCAAACUGUUUCGCUUUUAAUUUAAGAGAAUUAGGUUGUACUAAAGAUGGAGAGCUCAAUAUUAAAUUAACCGAUGAUCGACCAAUUGUGUAUAGACCUUAUCGUUUGUCGUUUGAUGAAAAAAAAGUAGUUAGGAAUAUGAUUGACGAGAUGAUGACAGCUGGUAUAAUACGUGAAUCAAAUUCUCAAUUUGCUAGUCCAAUAAUUAUCGUUAAAAAGAAAACUGGCGAUCGGAGAUUGUGUGUUGAUUUUAGGGCGCUUAACCGGAAAACCGUUAAAGAACACUAUCCCCUACCUCGAAUCGAAGACCAGCUGGACAAUUUGUCAGGCUACAAAUACUUUACUACUUUAGACCUUGCCUCUGGUUAUUAUCAGGUGCCAAUUUGUGAAGAAAGCAAACAUAUAACUGCAUUUGUUACUCCAGAAGGGCAAUACGAGUUUAACCGGAUGCCCUUUGGCCUGGCAAAUGCUCCAGCUGUCUUCCAAAGGAUUAUAAACAAAGUCUUAAGCAAAACGAACUCGGAUGUAGCCAUGGCAUACAUGGAUGAUAUUAUUAUUCCUUCAAAAACGCGGUAUAAAGCCCGGUUCACAGAAAACCGAUGCAGUAAAAAAUUUUCCUCGCCCCACCUCACAACAAAAUAUUCGUCAGUUUUUAGGAUUAGCUAACUUUUUUAGAAGAUUCAUUAAAAAUUUUUCCAUUAUAGCCAGACCAUUAACUCAAUUGCUUAAAAAGGAUAGUA